UGUCCCCCCCCCCCAUGAUGCCCCACUGCUGCAGGUGGCACCUGCUCCCAUAGCGCCCCCCUGCUCACGUAUCACCUGGGCGGGCUCCUCGGCGCGAACUGCCCCGGUCAGAGCGCGUCGCAAACCCUGUGCCAGCCGUGGCCGGCUCGGCGUCCGGGACCCUCCCGCUCUCACUGCCUCUGGCUCCGCCGGGGUCUGGCACAUCGGGGGGCUGGUUCCGCAUUGCCUGGGGGGUGCAUGCUGCGGGGGGCCCGAGCCUGCCUGGCUAAACGGAGCCGCCCGGUGGGAUGCUGCCUCGCACGUGUGACUGCGGGGUGCCGCGUGUGUGCGAGGCUGCUCAAAACCAUCCGCAGAGAUAGUGCCCCCUGCCUUGGGGUCAGGUGAGCAGCGAGAGGUCGUGGAGAAGACCCCAGACGCUGGAUCUGGGAAAGGCUGGUGGUCCCUGCGACCUCAAAUACCAGCCCGAAUGUCCAGAUUUCACCGGUGCGAUGCGGCAGUUUUCAUUGCCAGAGCCAGGCCUCGGGAAGCAGAUCCCAGCGCUGGCAGCCCGCCUGCGAGACCUUCUCCACGCCCGCCCCGGGUGACCCAGCUCCAGCAAUGCAGGGCCUUGGCCCGCCAUCCGUACGGCAGUGCCGCCUCCCCAGACCCUUCAAAGGGCGGCAUCCUUCAGUACCUCUGCAACCGGUUCUAUGACAUCGAAUACCUCGUCAGCUGGAGCGCGACGCUUCGCUACAGAAACCUGCGAAGGAAGAACGCGUACUGCGGUUACAUCAAGAGCAUCUACGGAGACAACGCUGCCGCCGCCUACUUCGUCCUGUCCCACAGAGGAAGAGUGAGGUUUCAAGGCCAGGAGACCUGGUUCUGUGUGGACCAGCGCGGGAAUUUCAGCUACGAUUUCGUAGAGCUCCAAGACGUGCCUGUGGUGGCCAUCGACCUCGCGGGCUCCGUGUUGAACUACGACGGGCUGGAUAACCUAGUGAAGCUGACGGCGCUGAAAUCCCUGGACCUGAGCCGCUGCCCCCAUGUUGACGACUGGACCCUAACCCGGCUGCAGGUCUUCAAGGACAGCCUGGAGGAGCUCUCGCUGGCUGGGUGCCCCCAGGUCACAGAGCGGGGGCUGGCUUGUCUCCACCUACUCGAGAACCUGCGGCGCCUCGACCUCUCGCACCUGCCCUCAGUGCCCACCCCAGGGCUGAUCCGGAUCUUGGUGGAGGAGAUGCUGCCCCGGUGCGAGGUGGUGGGGCUGGCCCCGGCUGCUGGUGCCCAGACAAGCAGGGACGGAAGGGAGGAGCCCGGCGUCCCCAGCGGGGACAGGAGAGCUGGGGAGAUCCCUGCCUGAUGCCUGGCUGCCCUGACGCUGAUCGACGAGGGCGGGAAGAGAUGGCCGCAAGCCGCGCUCCCCUCAGCACCCUCCGAUCACGGACCGGGAAGGACCCCAGCGUCACCAUAGACUUGUGGGUGUGGCUGGGCGGUACGUGCCCCCCCGCUUUGGUCUCCCGUAGGACAGGGCUUGCAAUCGACAGAACCGCACUGUGGUCAUUAAAGGCCUCUCCCU
This is a messenger RNA of Trachemys scripta elegans, 1555 nucleotides long. It is a transcript of the gene DMAC2, whose product is annotated as distal membrane arm assembly complex 2. The record is from RefSeq and is a predicted model, not a curated record. NCBI's taxonomy places the organism in Eukaryota, Metazoa, Chordata, Testudines, Emydidae. Bases 467 to 1339 code for a protein of 290 amino acids. The transcript has 6 exons.